Carassius carassius (crucian carp) is the source of this 2853-nucleotide messenger RNA. RefSeq names its product ral guanine nucleotide dissociation stimulator-like. The transcript is spliced from 17 exons. Gene Ontology annotation, cellular component: plasma membrane. Gene Ontology annotation, biological process: Ras protein signal transduction; positive regulation of GTPase activity. The record is from RefSeq and is a predicted model, not a curated record. The coding region runs from base 351 to 2726 and encodes 791 amino acids. Gene Ontology annotation, molecular function: guanyl-nucleotide exchange factor activity. Lineage: Eukaryota; Metazoa; Chordata; Actinopteri; Cypriniformes; Cyprinidae.
GUGAAAUAUGAAUGUGAACGAUUACGAUAUGAAAUCAUUUAUGCGCUGAUUGAUCUUCAGCAUCGCCUCCAUUUUGAAUCUGAUUUAAUGUCCUGAUUUUAUUUGUGAUGAUGGAUUUAUUCCCUGCCUCCUGAUUUCUUCCUCUCGGCCACUGCUGUGCGGUUAUGGUGGUUUAUAUAAACGGGAUUGUCCAUCACUGAAGCCGGAUUAUUUCACAUAUUGAUCUGAACGUGUUUCUCACUGUAAUCAAAGAAAGGUUCGAGAUGAUUCGGUUCGGAGAUGGAGGAUUCGGAUCAGUGAGUAUGUGCCCCUCGUGAGAGAGGGCUGAUCGAUCUGCCCUGAACCCGGUGAUGAUGAUGAAGAUGAUGAUGCUGGAGACACAGAAUGCGAGUCAGGAGAUCGGUGAGGAGGUGGAGGACGGCGCUGUGUUCAGCAUCACUCUGAGGAAGGUCCAGAUGUACCAGUCGUCCAGUAAGAGUCAGCGCUGGAUGGGUGUGGACUCAGACUCGGGUCUCAGUCUGUACGAGACGUGUAAGCUGCGCACCAUCAAAGCAGGAACUCUGGAGCGGCUGGUGGAGUACAUGGUCACCGCCUUCAGAGGAAACGACUCCACCUACGUCACCAUCUUCCUCUGCACCUACAGGACCUUCGCCACCACCAAACAAGUGCUGGACCUGCUGCUCAACAGAUACGCUAAACUGCAGCCGGGUGCAGAAGCACGCAGAAUGACGCCUGAUGAGCGAACGGAGCUCAGGAACACUGUCUCCUCGAUCCUCGGCGCCUGGUUGGAUCAGUACUCUGAGGACUUCUGGAAGCCUCCGGACUACAGCUGUCUGAGACGCCUGAUCCACUACCUGCAGCUCAGCUUCCCCGGAUCGGAUCUGGAGCGCCGCGCCUGUAACCUGCUGAGCCAGUUCCACCGCAGACUCCAGCAGGAAUCAGACCGAGACGUGCUGGAUCAGUGCUGUGCCUUCGCUCUGCUGCAGGAGAACGGAUUCCACGAGGACCGACCCGACUUCCUGAACUUUGACCCCACUGUGGUGGCAGAGCAGUUCACACUGAUGGACGCCGAGCUGUUCAAGCGGGUCGUGCCGUAUCACUGUCUGGGAAGCAUCUGGUCUCAGAGAGAUAAGAAAGGGAAGGAACAUCUGGCGCCGACCAUCAGAGCCACCGUCAGCCAGUUCAACCGCGUCACCAACUGUGUGAUCUCCACCUGCCUGAGUGACCGGACGCUCAAGCCUGCCCACAGAGCCCGGAUCCUGGAGCACUGGAUCCAAGUAGCCAGGGAGUGUCGGAUCUUGAAGAACUUCUCGUCUCUGCGUGCGAUUCUGUCGGCGCUGCAGUGUAACCCGGUUCACCGGCUCAAGAAAACAUGGGACGAAGUGUCAAGAGAAAACAUUCGAAUCUUCCAGGAGCUGUCAGAGAUAUUCUCUGAUGAGAACAACCACUCGCUGAGCCGAGAACUGCUGAUAAAGGAGGGAACGUCCAAAUUUGCGACUCUGGAGAUCAACCCCAAGCGAGCGCAGAAGCGACAGCAGCCUCAGAGAGAUCUGACUGUGAUGCAGGGGACGAUUCCUUACCUGGGAACUUUCCUGACAGAUCUGGUCAUGAUGGACACAGCCAUGAAGGACUAUCUGGACGGAGGUCUGAUCAACUUCGAGAAGAGAAGGAAGGAGUUCGAGGUCAUCGCUCAGAUUAAGCUGUUACAGCUGGCGUGUAACAAUUAUAAUUUCAAGCGUGUGGCGGGGUUCGGCGUGUGGCUCUCCAGUGUGGAGAAGCUCUCGGAGGCUGAGAGCUACAGUCAGUCGUGUGAGAUCGAGCCGCUCUCUGAAUCUGCCUCCAACACGCUGAGAGCUAAGAAGAGCUCAGGAAUCAUGAAGAGAUGGAGCGAUCGGCAGCCCGUGGGUUCAGGAGAAGCCGGAUGCAGCGGAUCUGGAAGCUCUCACUCCAAGUCCUUCGAUCAGCUGCGUUACCCGCCGGGUUUGAGCGGGUCAUUGGGUGACGGCGGUGACUCUCUCAGCGUGACGUCUGCAGGGUCCAGCAGCUCUGAUGUAGAGGAGGUCAACAUCAGCUUCAUCUCUGAUUCACCAGACGCUCUGGAGAGGAAGACCUCCACGCCCUUCGUAAAACAUUCCAAUUCUACCUUAGGGAAGUGCGGCCCUACGGCAGACCUGAUACCCACGUUCUGGGAGUCCACGUCUCUGUCGUCUCUGGACGCGUCGGGUCUCGGCUCAGGUUCUGGCUCCAGCAGUGCCUCCUCGUCUUCGGUGUCGUCCACACCGGUCACAGGGUCUCGCUCACACAAGCGCUCCGUCUCCGGCGUGUCCAGCUACUCGUCUCUCUCUCUGCCACUUUACAACCAGCAGGUGGACGACUGCUGCAUCAUCAGAGUCAGUCUGGACGUGGACAACGGAAACAUGUACAAGAGCAUACUGGUCACGAGUCAGGAUAAGACUCCAGCAGUCGUGAGGAAAGCCAUGGUGAAACACAACCUGGACCGCGAGCGAGCCGAGGAUUAUGAGCUGGUUCAGAAGAUCAGUGAGGAAAAGGAGCUGAAGAUUCCCGACAACGCCAAUGUUUUUUACGCCAUGAACUCCACGGCCAACUAUGACUUUGUCUUGAAGAAGAGAGGUUUCCCGAGAGCAGGCCGAACCAAACAUGUGUCCAGCUCCACGCUGCCCCGAAUGAAGCAGAAAGGUCUGAAGAUCGCCAAGGGAAUCUUCUGAACCCAAACUCUUGUGUCAGUACAGCAGGAGCUGGGUUUGUCUCUCAUGAACUGCUCGUCACCGUCUGGACGCCCAAACUCUCUCCCUGAGAGAACAUCUGUGUGUUUACAACCAUUUCCUGAAUCUC